Columba livia (rock pigeon) is the source of this 5699-nucleotide messenger RNA. RefSeq names its product polycystin 2, transient receptor potential cation channel (gene PKD2). Lineage: Eukaryota; Metazoa; Chordata; Aves; Columbiformes; Columbidae. Gene Ontology annotation, molecular function: signaling receptor binding; potassium channel activity; muscle alpha-actinin binding. Gene Ontology annotation, cellular component: membrane. The record is from RefSeq and is a predicted model, not a curated record. The transcript has 15 exons. Bases 141 to 2831 code for a protein of 896 amino acids. Gene Ontology annotation, biological process: release of sequestered calcium ion into cytosol; potassium ion transmembrane transport; detection of mechanical stimulus.
GCGCUCGGCCCCCUCUGACGGCCCGGCCGAGGGAGGGAGGCCCGCUCUGCCGCUCCCCCUCGGACAACUCCGUCUCUCUCCGUGCCCCGGGCUUUCCGGGCCGCCGCCGCAGUGACGGGAAGGGGCGGCGGCGGCUGCUAAUGGCGGGCCGCGGGCGGGAGCAGCUGGAGCUGGAGCGGCUGGGCGAGGCGGAGCGGGCCGGCUCCUGCCCGCCGUCGCCGCCGCUCUCCGCCUGUUCGCGGCAGGCCUGGAGCCGGGACAACCCGGGCUUCGAGCCCGAGGAGGAGUCGGCGGCAGCAAGGCCGGUGCUGGAGAUGGACGUGGAGUGGGGCAGCCCCGCGGCCGGCGCUUCGUCGUCGCUGGGCAGCGGCGCGGCCGGUCAGGCCGGCGGGCGGCGGCAGCGGCGGCUCCCGGCGGGGCGCGGCGGGGCGGAGGCACCGGGCCGGCCUCAGGGACCGCCCGACGGCGCCGCGCCCCACCGGGCGGCGUGGGCCAAGCGGCUGGCGCGGCGUCUGCGAGGUCUGUGGGGAACAAGACUCAUGGAAGAAAGCAACACCAGUAGAGAGCGAUACCUGAAAAGUGUUUUACGGGAGCUGGUUACGUAUGUGAUUUUCCUAGUGGUCUUGUGUGUCCUGACUUAUGGGACAGUGAGUUCCAGUAUGUACUAUCACACAAGGGUUAUGUCUCAACUCUUCCUGGAAACACCUGUAUCGAAAAUGGAGAAAACUGAUUUCAAAACUUUGUCUACCAUGGAUGACUUCUGGAAGUUCACAGAAGGCCCUUUGCUGGAUGGUCUUUACUGGGACAUGUGGUACAACAACAAAACCAGGGCAGAAAACAAAAGCUUCAUUUAUUAUGAGAACCUGCUCCUAGGGGUGCCUCGCAUUCGGCAGCUGAAAGUAAGAAAUGGUUCGUGCUCAAUACCUGAAGAUUUGAAGGAUGAAAUCAAAGACUGCUAUGAUGUCUAUUCUGUAGCAAAUGAAGAUACUGCUCCUUUUGGGCUUCGAAAUGGAACAGCUUGGACGUACACCACUGAGAAGGAUUUGAAUGGGAGCAGCCACUGGGGCUUGAUUGCCACAUACAGUGGGGCUGGUUAUUACCAAGACCUUUCACGGACCAGAGAAGUGACAGCAGUGCAGAUUGCCAGCCUUAAGAAGAACCUGUGGCUGGACAGAGGGACCAGAGCAGCUUUCAUUGAUUUCUCUGUAUACAAUGCAAACAUCAACCUAUUCUGCGUUGUCAGGUUGUUAGUGGAGUUUCCAGCAACUGGAGGCCUUGUUACGUCUUGGCAGUUUCAGCCAGUGAGGCUGAUUCACUAUAUCUCCACUUUUGAUUUUUUCCUGGCAGCCUGUGAAAUGGCAUUUUGUCUUUUUGUUCUUUAUUACAUGGUGGAAGAGAUCUUAGAAAUUCACAUUCAUAGGUUGCACUACUUCAGAAGUCUCUGGAAUUGCCUCGAUAUCCUUAUCAUUGUGCUCUCCGUGGUAGCUAUAGGAAUUAGCAUCUAUAGGAUGUCAACUGUUGAUAUGCUCCUGAAGAGGCUGCUGGAAGAUCAGAACUCAUUCCCCAAUUUUGAACCUUUGGCAUAUUGGCAAAUGCAAUUCAACAACAUUGCCGCGGUCACUGUGUUUUUUGUCUGGAUUAAGCUUUUCAAAUUUGUUAACUUCAACAGAACGAUGAGUCAGUUAUCCACCACCAUGUCUCGCUGUGUCAAAGAUGUCAUUGGCUUUGCUAUUAUGUUUUUAAUUAUUUUCUUAGCAUAUGCUCAGUUGGCCUAUCUUGUCUUUGGCACUCAAAUUGAUGAUUUCAGCACUUUCCAGGACUGCAUAUUUACUCAGUUCCGCAUCAUUUUGGGAGACUUCAACUUCACAGAGGUUGAAGAAGCUAAUCGAAUUUUGGGACCAAUUUAUUUCACUACAUUUGUGUUCUUUAUGUUCUUCAUUCUUUUGAACAUGUUUUUGGCCAUUAUCAAUGAUACAUACUCUGAAGUCAAAUCGGAUAUGGCACAUCAGAAGGCGGAAAUGGAACUGUCUGACCUUAUCAGAAAGGGCUACAACAAAGCCAUGAUCAAACUUAAACUGAAGAAAACUACUGUUGAUGACAUUUCAGAAAGUCUGAGACAAGGUGGGGGAAAACUAAAUUUUGAUGAACUUCGGCAAGAUCUAAAAGGGAAGGGGCACACAGAUGCAGAGAUUGAAGCAAUAUUUACCAAAUAUGACCAGGAUGGGGACCAGGAACUGACAGAGCAUGAACAUCAGCAGAUGAGAGAUGACCUGGAGAAAGAGAGGGAGGAUCUGGACCUGGACAGGAGCUCUCUUCCACGUCCUCUGAGCAGCCGCAGCUUCCCCCGGAGCCUGGAUGACUCCGAGGAGGACGAGGAUGAAGACAGUGGACACAGUUCCAGGAGGAGGGGCAGCAGCUCUAGUGGGGUUUCCUAUGAAGAGUUCCAAGUACUCAUGAGACGGGUCGAUCGCAUGGAGCACUCAAUUGGCAGCAUCGUCUCCAAGAUUGACGCAGUUAUUGUGAAGCUUGAGGCGAUGGAGAGAGCCAAACUGAAAAGGAGGGAUGUUUUGGGCAGACUGUUGGAUGGAGUGACAGAGGAUGAAAGACUGGGCCGUGACAACGAAAUACACAGGGAACAAAUGGAGCGUCUCGUGCGAGAGGAGCUGGAGCGGUGGGAGUCGGAUGAUACGGCGUCCCAAAUGAGCCAUCGUCCGGGAACGCCGCUCGGGCUGAACGGCCAGCCCCGUUCCAGGAACUCUCGGCCGUCUUCCUCCCAGUCGGAUGGUAUCGAUGGAGGAGGAGGAAACGGGGGGAAUAACAUCCAUGUGUAGGAUUAAUUUUGUACGUGAUUCAAAAUGUUUCAGGUCAGCGUUAAGCCAGGAAAUAACACUCCUCCACGGUUUUUCCAACAUGAGGUGAUCAUCCUGAUCAGACCCCUAAGUUUCACUGGUGGGCAUAUGUGAUUUUUCAGACCUACGUAAGCCACGUGUCAAUUCAAGCUGCCAACAAUGAGACUCUCAGCCUUGGACAAGAAAAUGCAGGAGACAGAGUGGAAACCAGGUGUGACAAAAUGUACCUGGACAGAAAUUUGUGUCUGUACAUGUACUAUGGUGAACAGUUUCAUGAGGGCAGCAAGUUUCAGGCAAAAUACUGUGCUGUGGCUAGAGCACUCAAAUGAAGGGCUGUGUGUUUUCUGCUUUCUUUUGUAAAAUACAAUUUUAAGUACUUUAAAAAGCAAUUUAUAAAAGAAAAUUGCGUCAGUUUAUUGUCUUAGUCGUUAUUAGAGCUGACACUUUUCAAAGAGAUAAAACAACACUUUUUCUACUUCGGGUUUCUGCCUAUUUUUCUGACUCUUGGUGUACUAAAAUUUUAAUUGAUUUAAGAUGUUAAUUUUUUUCCUGUUUUUGAGAAAUACUAUGUUUCUUUAAACAGAAGAAAGUGGGCUUAGUUUGUACAACUGUAAAUCACAUUAUUCUGUUAUAGAAACCGUAUGCAUUAUGUAGUUUUGCAUUUCAUUAGCAUUUCAAAAGUAGUACUUGGGAACUGCCUCUUCACACCCAACUAGCGUAACAAUUUUCAGCUUGGUUACACAAGUGCCCAUUUUUUAAUGCUGUGUUUUCAUGAUCCGAGUGUUCCAGGGAUAAACAUUCUACAGUUUCUUAGGCAAAGAUGGUUACUUUCUGGAAAAUAUAUUUUUUUAAAAACAAUUGAAGAACACUGUCUCUUCCUUGGGUCUGACAGGAAAGGGGGCAGAGAAGUUGCUGACAGUUGGGAAAAAUCUGGUCUUGUGGUCUAUCAAGUUCUAAUAGCCUCUUGACAAUAUCUGUAUUUACCUGUAAUGGUUUUCAGUGUACUCACUGAUUUUUAGUAUUUAAUCUCUUCUGCUUUCUGUGUCAUAGAAACUUUCUUUUUGAAAGGAGAUGCAACACUGAAAUUAUGUUUGUUUCCUCCAGGAAGUGUUUGUGGGUUUGCCCAGCAAAAUGUUUCAGUGUGUGGCACGCCAGCUUAGGAGGGAGGUUGGCAAUUGUGCUUUUUUCCUGAAGAUGGCACUUGUCUUGUAUUUAGAGACUUAGAGUUGUUGUAAAGGAAAACGGAAAGCUACGUAAUCAAACACCUUAGCUAUUAGUAGGGUAUAUAGAGGAAAAAAUGUCUUGUUUGACCAUGUAUAUAUAUGUUAUGUUGGUGCUUUUUGUUUAAAAAGCAGUUAUUGCCAGGGAUUAGCACCUUAUUCUUUGGGAGUACAGCCUGGGCAAAGCUACGUCUUGCAUAUGUUCUUACAACUGUAUUGCCUGGAUGUACAAUGCCUCAGAAUGCCUUCCCUCUAACCAGAGGACUUGCUAAAACUAAAUAGACUUUAUGCCUUUCCCUGUUUUAAGUUUCUGAGAAACCAUAAGAACAGAGGCAUAAUUAAUGUAAAGUGGAGCAGGAGAGAGUUCAGUGUGGAGACUGGAAUUUCUUAGUAGCUUUGGCUCGAGAACAGAAUGACCAGGGAUUCUUGUCAGGUAUUUUUUCUUUCUGUGGGUUAUUUUGUCGUGUACUAGGAAGAAAUUCAUACUCUUUCACAACAGACCCCAUCAGCUUCCCAAAACAGUCCAGUGCACAGUGGUUAAGGCAUAUUUGUGAAGCCAGAGACACUAAUACUAAGCUCUGUCUUGCCUCGAUUGUAAGUUUUUGGACCUUGGAAACCUUUCUGAGGAAAGCUUUUCCAUGUUAAAAUGGCAUUUCUGACUUUUAAACCAAAGAAACAAAACCCAAAAAACCACUAGCUCUACACAUGGCCAGCUGGUGUGCCAGGAAAAUAGAAAAUACAAUACAAAGCAAUUUAAAUAUAUGUAGCCUUGUGUAGUGUCUUGCUAUGUGACAUGGUUUCCAGUCUAAACUUCGAGGCAUGCGGACUAAUUACAUGUGUGUAACAUGUAAUUGAUGUUGGGUUUCUAGGCUGAAGGGUUACCUAAAUGCUAAGAUAGUAUUUCAAAUACUCAUGUACUUAAAAUCACUGACUUUGGGCCAGAUGACCAAACUUGAGUUGUCCAGCUGUCGGCUGGAAGGUUAUGAAGAAUGUCUCAUGUUAAGGUUUGUGCCCAUGGCCUGCAAAGCACGUGGCGUGGAGCUAUAGAUGCUGAUGGAGAAGUCAUGUCAUCUGUUGGUGACACAGGGCCUUCCUGGGGGGAAAGAAGGCAAAACGCAGCCUAUUGGGAUGGUUUUUAUAUAGGUUUUUAAAUAGGUUUCCUGUUAAAAAAAAAAAAAGCUAUAUUUCAACAUGUAAAUUCAAUCACACAGCUUAUCUUGUAUUUGUAUUCUAUUUUUAUUAUGAAAAGGAAAAUAUUUGCAUUCAUAGCUGUAUUUGUUGAGGUAUAUUUCUGUAACGUGUCGUUACUUAAUAACAAACUUCAUCUUGAAGUGCAGUAGGUUUUCAUGGGGUACCCGUGCCUGUUGACAGUGGGCCUUGCAGUAAGCGCGUGGCCACUUGACAGAUGUUACAAACAUUUUAAUCAUUUUGUUUUUCAACUUUAGAUUAUAGUAUAAUUUCCCACUUAUUACAAAGGUAAGUUUUUUGCAUAGUAAUAUAAUGUACAGUGUUUGGUCUUAUUAGGAAGCUGUUAAUUAUGCAAGUCUUCUACAGUGAUCAAGAAUGUAUUGAUUUGUAAAACUGAGCACUUUACUUCCUAAUAAACGUUUUAUAUAAUCAAUAAAGCAAA